Messenger RNA from Coregonus sp. 'balchen', 384 nucleotides. Lineage: Eukaryota; Metazoa; Chordata; Actinopteri; Salmoniformes; Salmonidae. The record is from the annotation of a GenBank genome assembly.
AUGUCCAAUAACAUGGCAAAGAUUGCAGAUGCCCGUAAGACAGUGGAACAGCUGAAACUGGAGGUCAACAUUGAAAGAAUGAUGGUGAGCAAGGAAUGGUUACAAGGCACAAGCGCUGGAGUCCCAGUAGUAGAUUCUUUUUUAAUCUCUUCAUGUUACCGAAAAAGCUGAAGAUUCUCAGUAACUACAUAGUAAAUAGAGCACAUUGGCUUUUCCCCACUCUCCAAUCUUGUUAACCAUGUUUUAUAUGUGUAGGUGUCCAAAGCAGCAGCUGAUCUAAUGGCAUUCUGUGAGGCUCAUGCCAAGGAGGACCCUCUGGUGACACCAGUGCCAUCCUCUGAGAACCCCUUUCGGGAGAAGAAAUUAUUCUGUGCAAUACUCUGA